UCCAAGUCCUAUUUAUAAUUUUGAAAACGUUUGGGGCCAUUUCAUAUUAUUGGAAAAAAAUAAUCGGGCUAGAUUAGAGACGGAAAAAAUUCCGUCUCUAAUUGACUGCCACCUUAGUCUCUAUCUCUCUGACGGUCCGCUUAUCAUCGUCACCCUUUCCGCCCGGUUGUUCGGUGUGCUCGGUGCCGCCGUCGAUUUACAAACACAAACUGGGCUGAGCCGCCGACCAUUCACAAACUCGAAUCGACGGUUCCGUGCCCGGUGCCGCUGUUUCCGUGCAACACGAAUCGAUUCACAACUUCGAUUGCUCGGUGCCGCCUUUUCCGUGCAACACGAAUCGUCGAUUCAGCUUAAAGGGAAAAAGAUGGAGGCGAGGCCACUUCAGGUAACUCCUCUGCCACCAACUCCACUGCUUGCUUCCCAAAUCCUGUCAAGAAAUUCAAUAAAUCUAAGCUUCCCUCCUCGCAGGGCUAGGUCUCCACGAACUUCAGUUCUGCGUAGGACCAAGAAGAUAGAAGAGCGAGACUUGUAUGGGCUCCCAAAAGAGUACUACGACGAUGAAUGGCAAGCCCAACAGCGGGAAAACAAGGAAUUGCAUCGAAAGCGUCAAGAGGAAGAUGAAGAGGAGGAGAGAAAGGUUGAUGAAUAUCGUGAAAUAGUCAUGAGGUUGAAAGACUAUCCUCAAGAGGAAGUUCAAAAAGCAAGGCAGCUGGUUUCAAGCUUUAUUAGAUCUGCUGAAGAAGUGGAAGAGAAAAUUGAAGAAGCUGCUGAUAGGGGUGAGCUUACUGCACUUGUUCUGAUGGUCAUAUGGACUCGCCUUGAUCUUGCUCGACGUGAUGAUGAGAAGGAUGCUGUUAGAAGUCUCGAUCUCUUAUACAGGCGGGUUGAGACUGAGAUUUUGAAACGGGAAGCUACUCCUGCUCUGAGACUUCUCAACGAUCUUUUGAAUUUGCCCGAUGGAUCUGACGGUGAAGGGUGGCUGAAGGAAUGCAAAAAACGAAUGAUUGACACCUUUCCGCGGGAGGAUCCAUUCAGUAUUCUUGUCCCUGAAGGAUUUGACAUUGAUAAGCAUGAAGGCCCACUUAGACCACCGCUGGAGGAUGAUAAUGUUCUUUUGAGGGUAGAUUUUGUCAGGGAGGUUGACGCAUUGCUGCGAGAAGUUCGUUUUGAAGAAAGCGAGGAACAAGAUGCACGAGCUCUUGAUCCUGAAUCUGUUGCUGGUAUGCUGAAGCAACAGGAAAGGCAGCGAACUAUUCGCCUAGUAGAGGUUCUCUUGGAUCUAGCUGUUAACUUGAAAUGGUAGUUGUACUCUUCUUUUGAACCCCAUUUCUGGGAUAUUCUUAUGUAGAGAACAACCUAAUUUUAUGUUGUAAUGUGUUGACGAUUGAAAAUGCAUGGAAGUAUCAUAAUUACACAUCCUAAUUUUAUGUUGUAA
This is a messenger RNA of Diospyros lotus (date-plum), 1435 nucleotides long. RefSeq names its product protein PALE CRESS, chloroplastic. The record is from RefSeq and is a predicted model, not a curated record. Lineage: Eukaryota; Viridiplantae; Streptophyta; Magnoliopsida; Ericales; Ebenaceae. Gene Ontology annotation, biological process: chloroplast mRNA processing; cellular response to light stimulus; leaf morphogenesis. Gene Ontology annotation, cellular component: amyloplast; chloroplast; etioplast.